Molecule: messenger RNA, 1451 nt
Organism: Phaeodactylum tricornutum CCAP 1055/1
Lineage: Eukaryota; Bacillariophyta; Bacillariophyceae; Surirellales; Neidiaceae
Exons: 1
Coding region: 1-1413 (470 amino acids)
Source: RefSeq, a predicted model, not a curated record
AUGAGGAGUAAAGCAUUGUGGCUUGCUCGAAAACGUCUGCGUCCUGAUGCACGCACUAUAUCAGCAAAACUCUCGGAAUCUUCCGGUUCCUUUUCGAGAUCUUUUUCGUGGUUCCGCCGUGUGAAAACCGCCGUCGCUGACAUACUGACUGGAGACGACCAUAUCAAUCCCAAAAAACUGCUAGAACGGAGGUAUAUCUACCUGGCCUUACUAGCCAGCCGAUACCGCCAGGCCCGCAUUGACUUUCCCGACGAUUCCGACGAUAAUCAUCACGACAUUGCCGUGUCGCAACUGGAAGCCGAAGAUGUCGUGGGCAUGAGCAAUGUAAUCUUGCGAAAGGCGUUACAAGAUACUCUCCAUCCACAAGUGAUAGACAUCUUUCAGACGUUUGCAAAAGUGGAUCACAUAUUGGCCAUCGAUCUAGAAGAUAAGUCAGACGACCAAGAUGAUGGAAAGGCUCUUUCCAAUAGAUUGGACGACCUGGAUUGGGAACGAUACGUGAAAAUACUACAAAAAGAAUACAAAAAGACUUUUAGAGACAAAGAGAAAACGUUACUCCAGCCGGGAACAAAACAAGAAAGAGAACUGGCUUUCUUAAAGCGGAAACAAGGUGCACUUGAGUGUCUACUAAACUUCCACGGCGCUGCGACUUUUGCUUCAACUUGUAGCUCGGAUUCGGACGCCUUUGGUUUGGAACUUGGAGCCAACCUCAGUCAUAAUGGCCUGACGCAAAUCAGGCAAUAUCAGUCGCUUAAUAUGUGCCGAUCAGCCCUCAUACGGGAGGAGCUCGGUUUCUCAGUAGUCUCGUUCCGGAGCUUGAUUCCUGGGGCGGGACGCGGCGCCUUUGUGGACGGGAAUGCCCUUGCAGGUUCAAUCCUUGCUUUUCAGCCAGGAGACGUUUGGCCCAAAGAGCAUUUGCUCACGAGCGCUCCGGACGUCAUUGAACACUUCGCCGGAGAGGAUGACUGUCACGUUUCUCUUCGAUUUGACGACUACGUUGUCGAUUCGAGACAAUCCCCUGUCACUGUCCUUACACGGGAGGGCUCCAUGAACCCUUGGGCAAUAGGACACAUGGCGAACCAUCCUCCAUCCAAGACACAACCGAACGUUCAAUCGACAAUGCUCAAUUUUACGGAACGAAUGAACAUGGCCGAAAACGAUCUUUUUCGAUAUCUCCCAAAUACUUACGCCAGACUUCCAAGUUGGCGGAGUCGUGUUUUUGAAGCGGAGGAAGUCGUUAUGCACGGAUUGUGUCUGUUGUCAAAAAGAGAUGUGUCUAACGAAGAACUCGUGUAUGACUAUCGACUCCAAUCGGAGACAACGCCAGAUUGGUACAGUGUGGUCAGGCACGAUGACACCUUGGAUGACGAGCAAGUUGUUUUCUUUCGCGAAGAUUGGAAAGAAAAUAAGUAGCGCGGCUAUAAAUAUUAAUAGAAACAUUGUGGUUUUAC